GAUCUAUUUAUCCAUCGCAUCCAUUGGAUCCAUCGGCAUCCAUUGGAUCCUUUUAAAACAGGAUCUAUUUAUCCAUCGCAUCCAUUGGAUCCUUUUAAAACAGGAUCUAUUUAUCCAUCGCAUCCUUUGGAUCCAUUGGAUCCUUUUAAAACAGGAUCUAUUUAUCCAUCGCAUCCAUUGGAUCCAUCGCAUCCAUUGGAUCCUUUUGAAACAGGAUCUAUUUAUCCAUCGCAUCCUUUGGAUCCAUCGCAUCCAUUGGAUCAUUUUAAAACAGGAUCCUAUUUAUCCAUCGCAUCCUUUGGAUCCAUCGGAUCCAUUUUUUUUUUAACAACAACUUAUCAAAAAAAUGGAUCCGAUGUUUACAACGGAUGUUUAGCUAUAACUAAAUGCUUAUCCGGUGUAUCCAUCGGAUCCAUUUUUUUUUUACAACAACUUAUCAAAAAAAUGGAUCCGAUGGAUACAACGGAUGUUUAG
Messenger RNA from Paramuricea clavata, 474 nucleotides. NCBI's taxonomy places the organism in Eukaryota, Metazoa, Cnidaria, Anthozoa, Malacalcyonacea, Plexauridae. The record is from the annotation of a GenBank genome assembly.